Dendroctonus ponderosae (mountain pine beetle) is the source of this 1824-nucleotide messenger RNA. RefSeq lists its product as uncharacterized. NCBI's taxonomy places the organism in Eukaryota, Metazoa, Arthropoda, Insecta, Coleoptera, Curculionidae. Gene Ontology annotation, molecular function: protein binding. The record is from RefSeq and is a predicted model, not a curated record.
GUCUCAAUUUCAAAAAAUCGAACAUUCGAAUAUGGAUUCAUCAGAGGAACAUGGCCAACUUGCAACAAGUAAUUUGGGAUGGUCAUGGACCAAAGCUGCUGGUGGAACACAGCAACAAUCCGAAAAUGAGGAAAUUUUUAGAGGCUGUGCCUUAUAUUAUGAAUUCACGCUAAACGGCGAAGCCACGGAGGAUGAUGGCCAAAUUGACAUGCCGUUUUUUGCAACCGAAGAAGGCCGAUAUUUGGCAUCCUCUCUGGGCGACCCUUUAAUAAAAGGGCUGACCGAAGUGGCUAACAAACGACCAGAAGAUCCAAUCGCAUAUUUGGCAACGUAUCUUUACAAUUUUGCACGUAGUCGAGAUGGACCAAAAUCCAGAGGCAGAACUCAAGAAUCUCAUCAAAAUACAGUUUUGGGCGGAGCCCAAACAGCCAAUGAGAGCAACGCAGUUCCAGCCACUAUCGAAGUAGUCACUGUAGAACCGGACGAAAAUGAAGUGGAAGACGAGACGGCCUUUAACAGAACCAGCAGAGAUGAACAUGGCCAGAGCAUGAUACACUUUGCAGCCGCUCGAACUCAUGGUCGGAACGCUCUAUUUCAGCUCCUGCUUGAGACUGAAAUCAACUUAGCAUAUCGGGACGAAUUGUAUAGAACCGCACGGGAUAUCAGCAUCCAAGCUAGUAUUCCUGAGAAUACUUCGGAAAUUGAUAGAUACGUUUUGCACAUUGCUGCCAAAGGAGAUACCAGCAAGCUAGUCGAGCUCCUGCUUGAUGGGUACGAUCACAUCACAGAUAUAGUCAAUGAGGAUGAUACCACUAUUAUCGAUGUCGUUGCAAAGGAAAAUCAGCCUGAAACUGUGUCAUUUUUGCAAUCAAUAUUGACUUUUGAGGAAAAACGUGAAAGGGUUCACCAUGCAAUCAGGCAGGGUUCGAUUGCGAACGUGAUGGCUUUGCUGGCUGACGAAAACGACACUGGAAGCGGAAAACUGCUUGCCAUUGGCAAGAACAGCUAUGGGAGAUGCUCUUUGCAUAUUGCUGUGUUGUGUCAGCAGGAGGAAAUAGUGGAUUACUUAGUAAAUACUUUCGUAGACACUCUACGAAUUGGGGAUAACUUGGAACGAACCGCCCUUCAUUAUGCCAUGGGGGUUGAGAAGAUGGAGACCAUAUCGAGGCUACUCAUCAAAGGUGGUGCAAAGCGAGUGGUUAAAGAUCUUAAAGGCAGACAACCCACCUAUUACUUCUUGAACAAGUCGGACAUUCUACGACUCCAAGAAGAGGAGGAAACAUUUUAACAAAUAUUGAUGAAUCGGUAUUGAUUCCAAGCCACCGCUUAAUGAACAUGAUGUACUCAAUUUUUUACUUACGUGGAGACUUCUGCUGACCGAAAAAGUAAUGCGGCGUUCUCUCUGACUCGAUAAGGAACUUGUGGUCCAAAUUCAACGCAAAUUUAAUAAUUGCGAAUCUAAUUUUCUUUGUACCUUGAAGUUUUAAUCACUCAUAACUGUAAAACGAAAAUACGCCAAUUCCGCAAAACAUAAUUAAGAUUAUUACCUAUUAGGAACAUUUGCAAUUGCCUAGACGGUAGAAUCUUAAAGUAGAAAAUAAGCACAGACAAUGUGUAGGUAAAUAUAUCAGCUAGAUUUGUACUUGAAUUAGACAGAGAAUGUAACUAUUCUCCCAUAUAUAUGCCUAGCAUGGGUAAAAUAGACCUCUUCAUAUGCAGGUGCACUUUUAUAUGGUUGAGUCGUGUUGUAGUUGAAACAUUUAUACCGUGUUGAAUAUCUAAAAGAUGCAUUAUACAUGUAUAUUAUAAAUAUAAUAUUUGCAA